Molecule: messenger RNA, 1509 nt
Organism: Fusarium pseudograminearum CS3096
Lineage: Eukaryota; Fungi; Ascomycota; Sordariomycetes; Hypocreales; Nectriaceae
Exons: 3
Coding region: 1-1509 (502 amino acids)
Molecular function (GO): monooxygenase activity; heme binding; iron ion binding
Source: RefSeq, a predicted model, not a curated record
AUGUUCAGUCUAUUAUUUCUUCAAUUCCUCGAGCAGCACUUUAUCGCCACUGCCAUUCUCCUCCUCCUUCCAAUCCCUCUUCGUGCAAUCGAGACAUAUCUUCGCAGAUGGAGACUCGCGCAAGCCCAAGGCUGUCAAGACGCAGCUAGCAAAGUCCCCGUCAAAGACCCCAUCGUUGGCUUUGACUUUUUAUACAAGGUCUUUUUCGGUCAAGCCCCGGAACGAUAUCUCGAUAGCACAUGGCAGGCCUUUAAGGAGAUGGGGACCACUUAUAUAGAAAGGAGGUGGUCGUGGCAAUGCGUCUACACCUGCGAUCCCCAGAACCUCAAGCACAUCCUCGCUUCUGCCUCUGAAGACUUUGAUCUUCCAGAGUUUCGAACUUCAGUCAUUGGCCAUGUCUUUGGGCAGGGCAUCUUUGUCUUAUCCGGACAUACAUGGAAGCACGCCCGGGCCGUACUGAGACAGAGUUUCAGGAAAGACAACCCUACACCAUUCCUCGAGACGUUGGAACGGAACUUUCAAUCUUUCUCAAAACAUGUUCCGACUGAUGGUUCUGAGGUUGAUCUUCAGCCUCUGUUCCUGGCUUUCGCUAUGGAUGUCUCGACAGAGUUUCUCAUGGGACACUCGACGAAUAUGCUUAGUGACAAAGCAGAUCAUACUCGAGAGCAGCAAUUUGUUGAUGAUUACAUGAUUUGCUCUGAAGAGAUCAUCCAACAAAUGCAGCUUGGUCCUCUCCACCGUCUCAAGUUCAACUUUGCAGCUAAUAGGGCCAAAAAGAGAGUAUACAAAUAUCUCGACACCUUUAUCGAAGAAUCCUUAAACAGUCCUAAACAAGGUUCAGAGGGCGGUUUCCUUACAGACAUGAUGACUAUAUCCGGCGACAGAAAGGGUCUAAGUGACCAUAUCCUACACAUCCUCCUCGCGAGCCGCGACACCACAUCAAGUCUACUCAGCAAUCUCUUUUUCUUCCUUUCAAAAAACCCUCGAAUAUACAACAAGCUAAGAGACCAAGUUCUAAACGUGGCUGGCCACGAACCCCCUACUGCAAGUCAACUAAAAGAAAUGACCUAUCUAAAAUGGUGCGUCAACGAGUCCUUGAGGCUGCAUCCUGUCAUCCCCACAAACGCCCGCGUCGCAGUCAGGGACACGACAAUCCCUCGUGGUGGCGGCGCCGACGGGUCGUCGCCACUCUUUAUUUCCAAGGGAACAGCCCUGUUCUACAACGUCUACGCCAUGCAUCGAAACAAGGACGUUUUUGGCCCCGAGCCUGAAGAGUUUAUCCCCGAGAGGUGGGAGGAUCUGAGACCAGGCUGGGGGUAUCUACCCUUUAACGGCGGAGCUCGUGCUUGUAUCGGGCAACAGUAUGCUCUUCUGGAAACGCAUUAUGUGGUGGCUAGGAUGGCGCAGACUUACUCGCUGCUUGAGUCGCGUGACGAUGAGGAGUGGAUGGAGUUGUAUGCCUUGGCGCUAUGUUCUAAGAACGGUACCCGAGUGGCUGCUAGGAUAUGA